Plasmopara halstedii is the source of this 1248-nucleotide messenger RNA. RefSeq lists its product as hypothetical. Gene Ontology annotation, biological process: protein O-linked glycosylation. Gene Ontology annotation, cellular component: Golgi apparatus. Gene Ontology annotation, molecular function: alpha-1,3-mannosyltransferase activity. Bases 1 to 1248 code for a protein of 415 amino acids. The record is from RefSeq and is a predicted model, not a curated record. The transcript has 3 exons. Lineage: Eukaryota; Oomycota; Peronosporomycetes; Peronosporales; Peronosporaceae.
AUGCUCAAGUCUCGAUCCUCGCUGCCUACGGGAGCAGCUACCUCACCACGAAACGAUCUUGAAGCAGGAAAAGCUCAUGUGUCAUCCUUAAAUCUGCUAAUGUCCAGAUUAGCUACUCGACCGCUAGCCUUUCACGCGCGUAGCAUCUUUUUUGAUCAUAAAGUUGCACGUAAUAAGGCUAUUAUACUGUGUAUGCAUGACAGUGUUGUACCCAUGGGCCUAUCACUCGUUCGAGAGUUGCGAUGUAUGGGUAACCAGGAACUCAUUCAAGUGUAUCAUUGUUUUCCAGACGAAUUGUCACUCAAGUCCCAAGAAAUGCUCUUUGCUGCUGAUGUACGACUAGAAAUUGUCGAUGUGUGCUCAGACUUGGUACAUCGUGGUACUUUGAAUGAAGAGAAGGCAAAGCACUUUCGCAGUUGGUGGAUCAAACCCUUGGCACUCUACCAUUCAAAUGUACGCGAAGUGAUGCUUUUAGAUGUCGAUGACAUUUUUAUGCGUGAUCCUGCAGUCUUGAGAACAACAGAUGGGUACAAUAAGACAGAACCGAAUGUCUCGUACUUGGAGACGUUGUUAUACAACUUUGACUACGUUAGCAUUAAUGUGAAGGACGGGUACGAGCCGAGCAAACAUCUGGAGCAGUCUUUCGCUUAUCGAGGCGAAACAGAACAUGAGCAAGAUUCGUCUGUUGUUGUCGUAAAUAAAGCACGGGCUGGUAAAGCUAUGGAAGCAUUAUGGUGGCUCAUUACUGAAGAACGAUUUCAUCACUCGUUUUCAUACGGUGACAAAGAGGCAUUCUGGCUAUCUUUUGAACUUGCCAAGCAAAAGUAUUUCUUCUCUCCAUGGGGAGUGAGUGUCAUUGAUUCGUCAACAAAUCGAGAUUUGGUGACUCAUAAUGACUCGCUUUGUGGUAGUAUUGCCCACUUUAUGCCAGUCGAAAACGAAGUUGCCGAGUUACUGUAUGUCAAUGGCAAGGCGUUACUUGAUCCGUUUGCAGAAGGACUCACGAGUCAUCAUACAGCGACAACGAAUGUGCUGUAUAAUAUGAAUCCAACUUACGUCACACCACGUCAAAAACGUGCUCCAAAUGGUAAGACCAAAACAGAAUUUCGAGGUGGUUGGCCAAAUGAAUGUCUGCGUGGCUUUGGUGCGACUCCACUACCUGAAAACUUUGCCCCAAAUUUACUACGUCGACGGAGGUUUUACAUGGGUGCUCGCAUGAACGUACCUGGAGCGCUGGAAGCCUGUUAA